UGAACCCUGCCACUUCGAGUAUCUCGGCCUCGUGCCCGUCACCAUGGACGAGGCCAGAUCCGGAGGCACGACUCAAAUGUGAACCCUCCUCCCACUUCAAGUCUCUACAGCUUGAGCUCGUUGAAGAUAUCCGCAAGAGUUGUUCUGUUUCUUCCUCUUUAGUCCUGUUUCUACUGAUAAAGAAAAGACGAAGCUAUCUAUGGAGACCAAGACUGAAUUUGUCGAGGGGAAGGUGGAUUGGAAGGGAAGAAAAGCUUUGAAGCACAAACAUGGUGGGAUGAGGGCUUCUUGGCUCAUUCUAGGGGCACUUAGCUUGGAGAUCGUGGCGACUUUGGCACUCGCUGUCAACUUGGUGACAUACUUCAAUGGAGUGAUGCACUUUGAGCUAGCUGAUGCAGCUAACCAGCUCACAAACUUCCUGGGGACUUGUUUCAUCCUCCCCAUACUUGCAGCCAUUCUCGCCGACACUUUCAUCGGCAGAUUCAAGACCGUCCUCAUUUCAGCCUCAAUCGAAUUCCUGGGACUGGCACUCCUAACAGUGCAAGCUCACUAUCCGAAGCUUCGACCGCCGCCGUGCAAUGUACUUGAUCCCACUUCCCACUGUGAGAAAAUCAGCGGCGGAGAUGCUGCUUUCCUAUUCCUCGGCUUAUACUUGUUGGCCACUGGCAGCGCGGGCAUGAAGGCCUCCCUGCCAGCCCAUGGUGCCGACCAGUUUGACGAGAGAGAUUCAAGGGAGGCAAGGCAGAUGUCUACCUUCUUCAACUGCUUCUUUCUGUCUGUGUGCACCGGGGGGAUGGUGAGCCUGACGCUUGUUGUCUGGAUCCAAGAUAACAAAGGAUGGGACUGGGGGUUCGGCCUGUCUACCAUUGCCAUGAUCGUGGCAAUAAUCAUCUUUGCCGCGGGAUUGCCGCUGUACCGGAUUCAGAUAGUUCAGAAAUCUAGCACCAUCAUCGAAAUCAUUCAGGUAUAUGUAGCUGCAAUCAGCAAACGAGAUCUUCCACUUCCCGAGGACCCAACAGAGCUUUAUGAACUUGAUAAAGAUGGAGAAGCUGCCUCGGAAGCAGAAUUUUUACCUCACACCGACAAUUUCAGGUUUCUUGACAAAGCAGCCAUUCGGAAAACUUCACCAGUGCAAUUCGGAGGUGAGAAAGUGCUGAAUCGAUGGGCGUUGUGCACGGUCACACAAGUGGAGAAUUCCAAGAUCAUAAUAGGCAUGGUCCCUAUCUUCUGUUGCACCAUCAUCAUGACCCUAUGCCUUGCUCAGCUCCAAACCUUCUCCAUCCAACAAGGCCUAACCAUGGACACAAGCAUCACUAGCUCCUUCCACAUUCCGCCAGCCUCCCUGCCCGUCAUGCAGACCACUUCCUUGAUCGUCAUCAUCCCGGUCUAUGACCAGGUCUUUGUACCCUUUGCACACAAGCUCACAGGCCACCCGGCCGGCAUCACGCAACUGCAGCGCAUUGGGGUUGGCCUGGUCCUGUUCUCUGUCUCAAUGGCCGUGGCUGCAGCUGUUGAGGUCAAGCGAAAAGCUGUGGCGAGGAACCACCACAUGCUCGAUGCGGUGCCUGUGCUCGAACCUCUCCCAAUCAGCACGUUCUGGCUGUCCUUCCAGUACCUCAUUUUCGGGAUCGCGGACAUGUUCACAAACGUGGGGCUCCUUGAGUUCUUCUACUCUGAAGCGCCGAAGGGGCUCAAAUCAGUCUCGACUUGCUUCCUCUGGAGCUCCAAGGCACUCGGGUACUUCUUCAGCACGAUAAUGGUAAAGAUUGUGAACAGCGCGACAAAGGGGAUAACAAGGAGCGGAGGCUGGUUGGCUGGGAACAACAUUAACCGGAACCAUUUGAACCUGUUCUACUUGUUGCUUUCCAUGCUUAGCUUGAUCAACUUCUUCGUCUAUUUGAUUGUUGCGAGGAGGUACCGGUACAGGACUAAGUCGCCGGUGAGAACAACACCAUGUGAGGAAGUGAGGGAUAAUAAUGUGGAAGAGUCAAAUUGAAUCACAUCAGAAGUUGAAUGUUGCUACAGUUUGGUGUUCUGAGAUAUCAUUUGGUGUUCAUGACUGGAAGCAAUUGGUAAUUGGGGUGCAAUGAUGACGACUAGCACUUGUGAUCUUCCCAUAACGAUCUAUUUUAAUGUUAAUUUCUCUUCUUAAUGAUAA
Syzygium oleosum is the source of this 2158-nucleotide messenger RNA. Its product is annotated as protein NRT1/ PTR FAMILY 4.5-like. The record is from RefSeq and is a predicted model, not a curated record. Gene Ontology annotation, cellular component: membrane. Lineage: Eukaryota; Viridiplantae; Streptophyta; Magnoliopsida; Myrtales; Myrtaceae. Gene Ontology annotation, molecular function: transmembrane transporter activity. The transcript is spliced from 6 exons. Bases 200 to 1996 code for a protein of 598 amino acids. Gene Ontology annotation, biological process: transmembrane transport; oligopeptide transport.